This is a messenger RNA of Capsaspora owczarzaki ATCC 30864, 3234 nucleotides long. RefSeq lists its product as hypothetical. The record is from RefSeq and is a predicted model, not a curated record. NCBI's taxonomy places the organism in Eukaryota, Filasterea, Ministeriida, Capsasporidae. The coding region runs from base 1 to 3234 and encodes 1077 amino acids. The transcript has 2 exons.
AUGAUGAUUGUUGUCGGGAGGUGCUGCACGGACGACGCUGACACGGCGGAGAUUGACGAGACUGAAAUGGCGGAAGCUGACAAAGCAGAAACGGAGGAAACGGAUGCAGCCGAGGCAGCGGAAACCGAAGAAACCGAGGCAGCUGAAGCAGCAGAAACGGAGGAAACGGAUGCAGCCGAGGCAGCGGAAACCGAAGAAACCGAGGCAGCUGAAGCAGCAGAAACGGAGGAAACCGAGGCAGCUGAAGCAGCAGAAACGGAGGAAACGGAGGCAGCCGAGGCAGCGGAAACCGAAGAAACCGAGGCAGCUGAAGCAGCAGAAACGGAGGAAACUGACGCAACCGAGGCUGCAGAAACGGAGGAAAUUGAAGCAGCCGAAGCUGACGCCACGGAAGCAGAGGACGCCGAAACAGCAGAGACGGAGAAUGCGGAAGCGACAGAAACGGAAGACACGGAAUUGAUUGAGGCCAUCGAGACGGACGCGGCUGAUGCUGCUGACUGCGCAGACACAGACGAAGCGGAUGCGGCCGAGGCAGAGGAGAAGGACGCAGCCGAGACGGAAGAAGCGGAUGCAGCCGAAACCGAAGACGCGGAGGCAACGGAAGCGGCCAUGGCAGCAAUGGCAGAAGACGAAGACAGUGCAAGCGCUGAAGAGACGGACGCUGCCGAAACAGAAGACUUUGAUGCUGCAGAAACAGAAGACACCGAUGCGCCAGAGACCGACGACACCGAAGCGGCAGAAACCGAUGCAGCAGAAGCGGCUGAAACGGACGACACGGAGUUGAUCGAAGCCAUUGCAACAGAGGCCACUGAAGCAGCCGAUUGUGCAGACGCCGAAGACGCAGACGCCGCUGAGACGGAAGACACAGAGGCUGCUGAAACUGACGACGCUGAGGCAGCUGAAACGAGUGGGACUGAAGAAAUCGAAGCCGCCAUAGCGGCCAGGGCAGACGAAGAGGAAACUGCAUCCUUUGAAGAAACAGACGCGGCCGAGACGGAUGAAGCAGAAGCCGCAGAAACCGACGAGGCUGACAAUGCAGAGACAGAUGACGCGGACGCAACCGACACUGAGGACACUGAGGCAGCGGAAGCUGAUGAUACGGAGCCUGCCGAAACGGAUGAAACGGAUGCGAGCACGGCAGCAGCGACGGAAGAGGCAGAUGCUGCAGAAGCAGCGGAAACUGAGGAAAGCGAAACAGCAGAAACUGAGGAAGCCGAAGCAGCAGAAACUGAGGAAGCCGAAACUGCGGAAACUGAGGAAGCAGAAGCAGCAGAAACUGAGGAAGCAGAAACUGCGGAAACUGAGGAAGCAGAAGCAGCAGAAACUGAGGAAACAGAAACUGCGGAAACUGAGGAAGCAGAAGCAACAGAAACUGAGGAAGCAGAAACUGAGGAGACGGAAGCGGCAGAAGCAGAAGCAACCGAUGCUGCUGAAACUAAAGAGACGGAAGCAGCUGAGACCGAGGAGACUGAAGCGGCAGAAACGGACGAGACGGAUGCUGCGGAAACUGACGAGACUGAUGCUGCUGACACCGAGGAGAUGAAAGCUGCCGAUACCGAGGAGAUGGAUGCUACCGAGACCGAGGAGACGGAAGCGGCAGAAGCAGACGCAACAGAUGCAGCUGAAACUGACGCGACGGAUGCCGCAGAAAUGGACGAGACGGAUGCCGCAGAAACUGAGGAUACAGAAGCAGCUGAAACUGACGAGACGGAUUCGGCUGAAACCGAGGAGAUAGAAGCCGCAGAAACAGACGAGACGGAUUCAGCAGACACAGAUGAGACGGAUGCUGCCGAUACGGAUGAGACAGAUGCAGCAGAAACCGAAGAAACGGAUGCCGCAGAAACUGAAGCGACCGAUGCUGCAGAAACUGACGAAACAGAUUCAGCAGAAACGGAAGAAACCGAAGCCGCGAAAAUGGACGCGGCAGAUUCUUGGGACACAGAAACGGCAGAGACAGACGAUGCGGAGAGAGCCGAAGCAGACGAAGCAGAAACGGCGCUUUCAGAAGCUGCGGAUGCGAGUGAUGCGAUAAAGGCAGCGGAGGCUGCAGAUGCAGACGUUGCGGAAGCUGCUGAAGCCAGCGAUGCGUCACUUGCGGAGGAAACAGAAGCAAUGGACGCGGAGGCCAUCGACGCGGCAGAUGCAAUUUCAGCGGAUGCAAAGGAUGCAGCAGAAGCGGAUGCGGUCGAGGCAGCGGAGGCGAGCGACGCUGUCGCUACCAUGUCAGAACUGGCAGAAGCUGCGGAAGCCAGCGAUGCGUCACUCGCCGAUGAUGCGGAUGCAACGGAUGCGCUCAAAGCCGAAGCAAUCGAUGCGGAAGCCAUUGAGGCAGUCGAAGCGACUUCAGCGGAUGCAAGUGCCGCAGCUGAAGCGGAUGCGGUCGAUGCGGCAGAAGCGAGCGACGCUGUCGCUGCCAUGUCAGAACUGGCAGAAGCUGCGGAAGCCAGCGAUGCGUCACUCGCCGAUGAUGCGGAUGCAACGGAUGCGCUCAAAGCCGAAGCAAUCGAUGCGGAAGCCAUUGAGGCAGUCGAAGCGACUUCAGCGGAUGCAAGUGCCGCAGCUGAAGCGGAUGCGGUCGAUGCAGAAGCGAGCGACGCUGUCGCUGCCAAAUCAGAGCUGGCAGAGGCGACAGAUGCAUCACUGGCUGAAGAUGCCGAUGCGAUUGACGCACUCGAAGCCGAAGCAAUCGAUGCCGAGGCCAUGGAUGCAGUCGAAGCAAAUUCGGCGGAUGCAAAGGACGCAGCUGAAGCGGAUGCGGUAGAGGCAGCAGAGGCGAGCGACGCUGUCGCUGCCAUAUCAGAACUGGCAGAAGCUGCUGCAGCUGCGGAAGCCAGUGAUGCGUCACUUGCCGAUGAUGCGGAUGCAAUCGAAGCGGAGGCCAUGGACGCAGUCGAAGCAAAUUCUGCGGAAGCAAAGGACGCAGCUGAAGCGGAUGCGGUUGAGGCAGCAGAGGCGAGAGAUGCGUCGCUCGCCGAAGAGGCGGAUGCAAUUGACGCACUCGAAGCCGAAGCAAUCGAUGCCGAGGCCAUCGACGCGGAAGAUGCAAUCUCAGCUGAUGAAAAGGAAGCGGCUGAAGCGGAUGCGGUCGAUGCGGCGGAGGCGAGCGAUGCUGUCGCUGCCAUAUCCGAGCUCGCGGACGCUGCUGUGGCAGCCGAUGCUGAAGAGGCAGUCGCGGCUGAGGCCAAAGAUGCGGAGGAAGCGGAUGCAAGUGAUGCUGCUUCAGCAGAAGCCUGA